This is a messenger RNA of Alternaria incomplexa, 2445 nucleotides long. RefSeq lists its product as uncharacterized. NCBI's taxonomy places the organism in Eukaryota, Fungi, Ascomycota, Dothideomycetes, Pleosporales, Pleosporaceae. Gene Ontology annotation, molecular function: DNA-binding transcription factor activity, RNA polymerase II-specific; RNA polymerase II cis-regulatory region sequence-specific DNA binding. Bases 1 to 2445 code for a protein of 814 amino acids. Gene Ontology annotation, biological process: regulation of transcription by RNA polymerase II. The record is from RefSeq and is a predicted model, not a curated record. The transcript has 4 exons.
AUGACCGAUAUCCGCCGGUCACGAUCGAAUACGUCAAUGUCUACGAGAAGCAAUCGUCCUCUUUCACGCGCGUCGACGACGAGCGUGCAUUCGUUCGAGCAAUUCCAACAACCGCAGCAAACGCGGCCCAACCAAUUUCCCCAGCAGCCGCAGUAUCAUGCUUCAUUCACUACCAGUGAAGCGUUACAGCCUGCAUUACUCCAAGCCGCGCAACAGGUCAGCGCGCAGGACCAGCUUAUCAACAUGAGUCUGGAGAGUGUUCAGCAGUAUCUUGGUUACCCAGCCGACCCAACCGCGUCUCACCCUCAACCGAACGGUCAGCCCGCACAACCCGAUCACCAUGCCUACCAGAACUCCCUCUCUCAGCAUUCACAACAUUCGCAGCAACACAGUUUCAUGGCGCCGCCGAUGGAUACGGAGGAUAAGAAAAAAAGGCCGUCGACCUCAGGUGCCGCGACCAACGACAAGGAAUUGCGCCAGCUGCUGAACCAGAACGAAGGCCGCAACCUCAAGGAGGUCGCAGCUGAGGUCAUCCAGAAUGACAGAACAUCCAAGGCAGAGAAGUCGAAACAACUGUUCGCCAUGUUAUGGUUACAGUCUGUCUGCCGUGUUGCGAAGACGUCAGUACCGCGCAACCGCGUCUACUCCAAGUACGCAGAGCGCUGCGGCACCGAUCGCGUUAUCCCCCUGAACCCAGCAUCUUUCGGCAAGCUCGUUCGCGUCAUUUUCCCCGGCAUCCAGACCAGGCGCCUCGGUGUUCGCGGAGAGUCCAAGUACCAUUACGUCGAUCUCGAACUCAUCAACGACAACGACAGUGGCGAAGAGGCACGUCGGGGCAGCAACGGCCCCGCUGCCCAUCAUGCUAUGAAGCGUCAGGCUUCUGGGACACCGAGACUCAACCUUGAUGCUAUCCCCCGGUUACCUGCAGACAGCGCACAUUUUCCACCACGAGAGGCACGCGUGGAGCCGCAGAACACUUACUACACUCCAGCCUCGUCCCGCGGCGUCUUGUUCACCGACAUCUACUCCUCCAAUUUCUACCCAUCUCACGCGCGUACCAAGACGUCGUACGAGCACGAGCUCAAGUUUCCAACGCCAGAUAUCCUCGAAGCUCCAGAUGCUUUCGUAGUCGAAUUGCCAGACAUUAAACCCUAUUUACCAGCGCGUACCGAUCCCGAUUCCGCCGAUAAUCUCGUCGCCAUGUACCGCUCACAUGUCGUUUCGCUGGUCGACUCAGUGCGAUACUGCAAGGAGAAGCAAUUCUUCCGCCUCUUUGGUACUUUCCACGGGACAUUAACUGUGCCAGUGCAGAAGUUGUUCGCUUCGCCCGAACUGGCUCCAUGGAUCAAGGAGUGCGACUGGAUGAUGUACCAGAAGAUGAUUCGCAACGUUUCCCAGCUCACCCUUCAGGUAGCGCCACCGGCAGUAUUAAAAUUCCUCGACAACGUUGCAAAGACGUUGCAUGCACAUAUUGCCGCCAAGUUCGCGCCGCUACCCAUACAUGUACUCGAAGCAAAGCUGGAACCCGCUACAUUGUUCGCACAUCUUCUUCGACAGAUGCUUCGUGUAAAUUCCGCUGCACACGCAGCAGCCGUCAUGCUCACCGCAGAGAGCCAUCGCACCCAGAUGUUUGCUGACUGGCUGGAGCACGUCAACAUCAAACGCAUCAUUGCCAACGAAUUGCCCGCCUCCUGUGCGCACGAGGAGGUUUACAACAUCCUAACUACCGAGAUCCGCUCGAUGCUAGGCCCGCUACCACAAGAGAUCCAAUUGCCUUCCGGUACCAUUCAUCGCGCAGCAUAUCCCGACCCACCCGCAGAUCCUUCAGAGUCCGUCAUCGAUCGUAUCGCAGCAUUCUUGACACAAUUGCCGUCCCGCUUUCCUGGCGCACACGCUCGCACGAUCAUGCACUGCAUCAGUGCGCUUGGUUCGGCCGCCAUACGCGAGAUUACCGUCGAGAAUGGAAUCAGUUUCCAAGGUUGGUGGCUCACCAAGGUCUUCGUGGAUGAGAUGGCGCAAUGGUUAGCAUCACUAGGUGGGUUUCUAGGCCAUGCGCCCCCAGACUGGAGCUCGUCCAACUACUCGCCUGUAAUGGGUGAAUCCCUCAAUGCGGCCAUGACGAACGGUGGCAGCGGCAGCAACAACGAGAGCAGGUAUAGCAGCCUGGAAGCCGACUUUGGACCAGAUCAAUCCUUCAUCUCCAACGCUAGCCAUGUCACCAUCCAGGACAAUGGAUCAAAUCAGGAAGUCAAUGCUGGACGAUUUACUCAACCAUCAUCACAAUACAACAUGAGCUUUCAGUACGAGUACGACAUGAACACUUCCCAACAAGAGCCAAACCAUGACGAUAGUGGUAUAGGCCUCGGCCUCGGCGUACAGGAAGACGGCAUUGACGCCAAGUUUGCGUCUCAUCUAUCUUCAGCUCUUUCGCAGAGCGUCAGCUAG